AUGGACCAAGUUAAACCUGUAAGCACACCUCUAGGUCAACAUUUCAAGCUGUUCACUACUCAAGCCCCACAAACUGAAUCUGAAAUGGAGUUUAUGCACCAAAUACCUUAUGCUAGUAUGGUAGGAAGUGUGAUGUAUGCAAUGGUCUGUACAAGACCUGAUCUUACCUAUGCUGUCAGUGUUGUUAGUAGGUUUAUGAGUAACCCUGGUAAGGCACACUGGCAUGCUAUUAAGUGGCUAUUAAGAUACAUUUUAGGAACCACUAUGUUGGGCUUGAAAUAUGGGAAUAAUGUUAAAGAAGGUUGUGAAUUGGAAGGGUUUGUAGAUACUGAUUAUGCUGGUAGUGUGGAUACUAGAAAAUCUUCAACAGGAUAUGUUUUUACUGCUUUUGGAGGGACUAUUAGUUGGAAGUCAAAUUUGCAAUCUGUUGUAGCCUUGUCUACAACAGAGGCUGAGUAUGUAGCUAUGACAGAAGCAAUAAAGGAAGCCAUAUGGCUGAAUGUAUAUCAUGAAAGGUCUAAGCACAUAGAUGUUAGGCUUUAUUUUGUAAGGGAUGUAAUUGAGUCUAAAGAAGUUGGAGUGGAGAAAAUUCCAACUGAGGAAAAUCCCUCAGAUAUGAUGACUAAGUCCUUGCCAUUAGCAAAGUUCAGACACUAUCUGAACUUAAUUAAUGUGAAAACUGUUGGGGUCCCUUAG
Carya illinoinensis is the source of this 696-nucleotide messenger RNA. RefSeq names its product secreted RxLR effector protein 161-like. The transcript is spliced from 2 exons. Bases 1 to 696 code for a protein of 231 amino acids. NCBI's taxonomy places the organism in Eukaryota, Viridiplantae, Streptophyta, Magnoliopsida, Fagales, Juglandaceae. The record is from RefSeq and is a predicted model, not a curated record.